CUGAUGCGCCACUGAGUGAUGAGGCGGUCCGUUUCACCGUAAGUGGAUACAUCAAUCUAGUUGGGUUUACUAUCUUAUAGAUAUCCACUAAUUUAACUCAGGAACCAUUUGAAGCCAAAUUGUGAUGCACUGUCGGUCGUGUUUUUGCAGUUCAAAGCAUGUAUGAUCACGUAAACAAAGCUAACAUAAAUUCGAAGAAGCCGCUUAAACUUCCUGGCUUAAGUCCUCGUAGUAGUUCAACCAAACAUGAUUGGGAUUCUGUCGGGACAAUAAAGUUCUACACUGACAAGGAUGAUGAUAUUAGUGGCCUGGAUGAAGCAAUGCGGAAUAUUAGUAUGGGUUCUCGACAGUCCAAUGAGACAAAUGGCAAAGACCCUACUUCAUAUACAACCUACAGUGAUGAGUUGAAGCAACAGAGUAAAUCAGGUGUGGAGAUUGCCAUCGAGGCCACAAGUAUUUCUGAAUCGGUUAGCCUUCUGGAUCCAAUUGAUUCAAACGAAACGGACAAAACAGUACACUGUGAUGAAGAUGAAUCUGCUGGCGUAUUCUCAUUCAGUAGUGACUCACUAAUGAGCUCAAGUACUCCUCCGAAUACUGCGGGUAUCUCUAAAAGUGGCGAUCGAAAUGCUCCUUUUUACACACAUGACUCGAAUGAUGUAUCUGCGUCAAAGUCAACCAGUCAUACUUCAUUUUCUUUAAAAUCCACUGCAGAUGACAAUCCAUUGGGCGAUGACUCUGAUCGUCACUCUCUUUCAGAAGUGUUGCCAAGUUCAUCAACGGAUUUUAAAAUCCAUAGUACAACUGUUGUCAAUAUUCCCAUUGUCAAUCAGUCUGGAAGUAGCAGUGUAUUGCUAAGUGAAUCAGAUAAAAUCACUGACUCUGUCAUGGGUAAUCAACUGGAUUCUCAUGAUAUGAAAAAGUUUUCAACAAAUUCCACUAUUGAUGUAAAAAAAGUUUCUGACGCUUCUCAAUCGUCGUCUGUCGCGAAAGUUAAAAGUGACACAUUUUUAUCCACCUCUUCUACACCUACAACUACAAACAGUGGUCAGGUUUCUAGCAAGAUUACUGAGUCUAUACAUCUACCUGCUACCAUUCCCAAAUCUAUUCCUUCUAACCCUCCUAAUUCUUCACUGGGAAAUACAGAAGUUAAACAGCGGCAUAUCAUUGCUACGUCAUCAGAGCCUCCAAAUGCUGGAAUAAAUCCAAAACACAGUCCACUUGGAACCACAAAAUCAAAACUACAGAGUUUACCCAGAAGACAUAAAUUUUCGUCUUGGAUACUAUACUCGUCUUGUGCAUUGGGUUUAUUUUCAACUUAUUGGCUAUUUAGUGGAUUCGUAUGGGGUCUAAUUAUCGGUUGCCUGCUUACAUAUACGUGUAUUUCUUUGCAUAAUUAUCUGUAUACUUCUACCGAGUGUACUAAUCAAACUCUGUGUCCUAUAUCAGGCUUACCAUUGAAUCAGUUGUGUUGUUCAUUGCAUUAUCGACAAGAACAAGAAGGCUACUACCAAGCCUCACAAUGGUGGCCAAUCUAUUCACCUGCCAUGCCAAAUAUGUCUUCUCUGUUGUCUAAUACUACUACUACUACUGCUAUCGCGAACAACAAACCUGGUAAUAAAUGUGUACAACUGAGAAAUCUACCUAAUUUCACUGUGCCAAAUAUGCUUGAAGAAGAUGUUAACAAGUCAACAUCAUCUGGUCCAUUGGGAAACAGUCUAGGCUUUAAAUAUGAUAAAAGUGGAAGACCAAUUUAUAAAGGCUGGUUAAAUGAGAUUACGAAUUAUGACCCUGAAACUCAUCAUAUUGGCAGGACAUUUUCAGUUUUUAUUACACUUGAUGGUACACAAUUACGUUUACAACGUCCUGAACACAAUAUCACCCGUCGAUCUCUGUGGAAUGAUGAGAUUCCAUCCACCACAACUAUGCGUUUUAAACAACAACGUAUUUAUGACUUAUCUGAUUCCAGCAUAACACUUCUUCCGUAUGGAUUAGUUGGUAAACGUCUGUGGAGUAGAAAGUAUCCCAUAUGUAUUACUGUCCCAUUCCAGAACAAAUCCAAGCGAAAAACUGAGAGACUUAAUUCACUGCCAUCAUCAACAAGUUUUCCGAAUAUCUUGUUAUCUACGGCUGGGGGUAAUCCAACAACCAACGAGGUAUCAGAUUUGUUAGUCGAUACAUCUGUUCCAUCAACUACUGGCGAUAUGGAAUUCCCUGAUGAUACUAGUGUCAGUGCAUUCCCGACACCGGAUAAAAAGUCUGUAAAAACUCUUUACCUGUUUGGAAGGACCUGUCGCGAGAAAGAAACAUGGUAUCGUAGACUGAAAGCUGCUUCGUUAGGUGUGCCUUUAAUAUGGACACCGCAACUGGCAGUACAAAAUUACCUGUUGGCUUCAGAUAAUACUAACACUAGCCUUCCGGAUUGUUUAAAUACUGUUACUACUUCGACUACUGCAUCUGGCGUUGCUAUCAAUAAUGAAGUUUUAAGUGAUGAUGAAAGUCGUCUUGAUGCGAACACGACAUCGAAUCCAGUAACUUGCUCGGAUUCAACAACCAAUACUACAGCUACUGCUACUACUACUACUUCUAGUUUAGGUAAUACAAAUAGCGUCGGUAGUUCAUCUAGUGUAAAUUUAUCAAGUUAUGGUGCUGCAAUGCCUGGUAGUCGUGAACCAGUUUAUGUUUCAUAUAUUCGAUACAUGGCUAAAUUUAUGCCGGCUGGUUGGCUUGUACGUAGUGCUCAAGCAUUGAAAUUGAAUGUGAAUCAGAUUAACUGUGACACGAAUAUGAUUUGGUUGAAUGCGUUAAUUGGUCGUUUAUUGUGGGAUUUUUUACGUGAAGCUUAUUGGCUAGAACGAAUAAGAAAUAAAAUUCAGGCAAAGCUGAAAAAGAUACAUUUGCCAAACUUCAUCAAUGAACUCACGGUGGUGGAUAUUGAUUUGGGUUCAGAGAUACCUGUGUUAAGACGUGUUGGAUGUCCUUAUCUUGAUGCUCAUGGACUCUGGAUCGAAAUUGACAUCGGUUAUGCUGGUGGAUUUUCGUUUGCUUUAGAAACAAGCGUUAAUUUAAUGCGUUGGAAUCAAAAGCUUCGUGAAGAAAAGGAUAAUAACAAUUCAACAGAUAAUUUAACUCAGAAUUCGCCUUCAUUGAAUGAAUCAGUACAAAGGAUGAAUUCACGCUCCACCACAAAAAUGGCUGCUUUUGUAUCUGACGAAGAAGACAGUGCUGAUUCUACAACUGACUCUGAACUAGAUGAAUCGACAAUGAACCAAAAUUCUAGUCCUACAAACAGUUUACGAUCUGGACGAAAUUUGCCCUCAGUCGGUUUGAAUACAAGUGUACUAAAGUCAGGUGAUAGUGAACGUAAUAAUCUCGAUGAGAGUGCAGUAAAUCUACAACCUGCUUUACCAUCACGUCGACGGAUUAUACGAAUUGUCGAUCGCAUCACAAAGUCGUCGUAUUUCCAGAAAGCUGUUGAUACUAAAUUAGUUCAACGAGGUAUGGAGCGUUUGUCAAAUACACCGAUUGUAUUACAAGUUGAGAUACAAAUGUUAAGUGGUCAACUAUUAGUCAACAUUCCUCCACCGCCUAGUGAUCGUCUGUGGUAUGGUUUCCGUCCUACACCAACUCUACGAAUUAAAACACGUCCUCGUGUUGGUGAAAAGGUUGUUACCAUGUCACGUAUAUUAGAAUGGAUUGAAAAGAAAAUUAUUCUUGAAUUUCAGCAUUUAGUUGUUUUACCUAAUAUGGAUGACUUGAAAAUUGGAUUACUUCUAUCCGACGCCACCUCAUCAUCAACACCAUCAUCAUAA
Messenger RNA from Trichobilharzia szidati, 3809 nucleotides. NCBI's taxonomy places the organism in Eukaryota, Metazoa, Platyhelminthes, Trematoda, Strigeidida, Schistosomatidae. The record is from the annotation of a GenBank genome assembly.